CUUCUCUGCUCCAGUGACCAGGAAUCCUCUUGACUGUCUGAGAUGGCUUCUUCUUCUGCUGCUUCUUCUUCUUCUGCUGCUUCUGCUGAGAAAGCUAGCAAUAGGACCUUCCUCCUGUGUCCUAUGUGCAAGAAGACUCAUUGGAGCCUUCCAGUUCACCUCAGAAGAUCCUGCAUGAAGAAUUCCUCAGAAGCUGACAUUCGGUCUGUGGUGGAAUCUGCCAAGAGAGCUGCCAACAAUUUGCUUCGUACUGGCCGUGUCUGGGAGUACUCUCUCAUCACCAGGAUCAUGCAGAGCCCUGACCCUGUUGGCAGGAUGAUCGAGGAGCUGCAGAGCAGAGGGAUGGCUGUGGUUGGCAUCCCAACUGAAGACCCGGCUCCUGUUGCUCCUGCUGUUCCAGCUGUUCCGGCUGUAGCCCAACUGCCAGUUGAGGCUCCGUCUGAGUCCGGCUCAGAAAGCUCUGGGGAACUCUAUCAGUGCCCUGAUCCCACCACGCAGGGAACUUCCCUUAGGGAAAGGAUGUCAAGUUUGGGCCUCUACAAGAAGCACUCGCUUGACCAUUCUCUCCUUGCCAAAUUUGCCAAGUUUCUACAGAGUGACUUGUCAAACGAAAACUUCAAACAGGAGGUGGAGAAUGUUGCCAGGUUCCUGUACUACAUGGACCCCCAGCAGGCCAGUCUCCAGUUUGUCCGUCAGCAUGAGAAGCAUGCACCAAGCAGACGGUUCUUGAAGUUCCACGCGGGCAGCACUGACCUGUGCUUCACGGACAGGGAGUUGCACCAGGACUGCAACAACUACACGCAGUUCCUGGGGAACAUCCUGAAGUCGUCGUCAAAACAGGAGGGUGUUCUCUCUACGGCGGAGAUCACUGCCGUGCUGGCCGCUGCAAAGAAAGACUUCCUGGCUGUCAUCGGGAAGCUGCAUGAGGGAGGCCAUCAGUUGACCCUGACAGAGAUGCAGCUGGUCCUCUAUUACCUUGAGGCCAUUGUGAUUCUGGAGCAGGGCCAGCGACCUGGAGUUGUUGAGCACCUGACUGUCACAGAAUGGAUCAGCCGAAGGAGAGAUGUCACUCGUCCUGCUUUCGUUGCGGUAGCAGUAAAGGAGCACAAGACUGCUGCCACUCAGGUGGCCACCUUUGUUCUGAGCCAGGAACAGGAGAUGUGGUUCGAUCUCUACUUCACUGAGGUGCGCCCAGUCAUGCUGGGAAGGAAGAGGAAGCGCGAUGAUGAUGACGAUGAGUAUCAGGUGCCAAAGGUGACCAGCCAGAUGGCCAGACGCGCGUACGAGACAGCCACGAAGGACAUGCCCGAUGCUGAAAAGUCCAAGGUGGCGGGCUACCUCACCCACUCGACGGCCACGGCAGAGAAGCCCUACCGGAUGAGAGAGAUAAGCUCAGCGGUAGAUGUGUGCCUGAUCCUGAGGAGACUGCGGGGUGAUUCAGAUAGUGACCAGAGCUACCACACCCCCACGGGUUCCGCGGCAUACUUGACCGACCAAGCUGCAUAUGACAAGUUGCUCCGGUCAUAUCCAGUGACGUUGGACGGGGUGCCACCCAAGAGGUCUAAGCGGGUAUCCCUGGCUGGGCAGGACGAACGCUACUGCUACGACCGCUGGCGUAGCGAACAGCUCGAGCUUCGGGUGCAGCAUGUUCUAGAGCACUUUGCCCGUAGACUGCCCUCUGAGUCCAGAGUCAAGGCCUGGAUUGAGAAGCAAGGGUGGUCUGCCAACAUUCCAGAUGCUGCAUCCAUCAUCCAGCAGUGGAAGCCAUCUGGGGACAUUGACGAUGCGAUGGACAGUGCUGAGCUGCAGAAGUUUUGCAGGACGCAGAGGUGGAAGGGACUAGCAGUGGCAGAGAUAGAGGGGAAGGGUAGGGGAGUGGUAGUGACAAGGCCUUUUGCCUUGGGGGAAGUCGUGUGUGACUACCACGGUAAAGUGGUGUCUAGACAGGAGGGCUUAGCGACCCAUGCAGCAACAGCAGAGCAAGAGAUUGGGUACAUGUUCAAGGUUUCGGUUCUCGCAUUUGCAGAUGAUUUGGUAGUCGUAUCGGAUUCAUGGCAGGGAAUGGCAUCCAACCUGCAAAUCCUUGAGGACUUCUGCCAACGCGGGGGGCUGAAGCUUCAGCCUUCCAAGUGUCACGGUUUUCUGAUGUCCUAUAAGUCCAGGACGAGGCACCUCAAUAACUGCCCGCCGUGGAGAGUAGAUGGGGCGGCUCUCCAUAUGACAGGUCCCGGAGAGGCAGUGAGGUACCUGGGCGUGUCGGUUUCGCCCUGGCUGGGACGGAUGAGGCCGGACAUUGUUGGUCAGAUUUCCGAUUGGGUGAGCAGGAUUGGCAAGGCCAAACUCAAGCCGACGCAGAAGGUCUCCAUUCUGACGAAGCAUGCCAUACCACGGGUCCUUUACGCUGCGGAUCACUGCGAUUUGGGUCUAGUUGCAUUGUGGGCCGCGGAUGGAACAAUCAGGAAGGCUGUGAAGAAGUGGCUGCAUCUUCCAAUGUCGACCUGUAACGGACUUUUAUAUGCACAGCACCGGGAUGGUGGCCUGGGAGUGCAGAAACUAGCCCGUCUCGUCCCAUUAAGUCCAUUAGCCCAUUAAGUCCCACUUAAUGGGCUAAGGGGGAGGGAACACAUAAUACAUAUAAGACGGCAAUCAACACAGCACCACACCUCAUAAACUGAUAUAUAGCGUAAACGGAUAUAUAGACUCUUAUACAGGCCAUUAGGGCCACAUAACUCAUACUAGAUUAGGUUAGGUGACAAGAUGCACCUGCUUGCACACUCCUUUCUCCCCAAAACGAAAUUUGAAGCUGAGUGUAAUCACGGGCUUCUACAGCCGAACAUAGUCGUAGGUCGGAACCAUGUUCUAUGGGAAAGACAUUCAAAAAGUCCCACUUAAUGGGCUGAGGGGGAAUGGACACAUAGUACAUAUAAACCAGCACACAACACUGCACCACACUUCAUGAACUGACACACCUAGCGACCCUCCUACAGGCCAUUAGGGCCACAUAACUCAUAUCAGAUUAGCCUAGGUGGGCAUUCCAACCUGUUCUUCUGGUUCGGGGGUAAUCUGGGAGACCAUGGGGCUGCCAUAUGGCUUGGCGAUAGUCUUGUGUGAUUAACUAACCUCCCCCGGGCCGGUUGGCAGGAAGCUGGUUCCAAGCCCCGACCCUUCCGCCUGGUUAAACUGGUGGUAGCGGGACAUUGGGAUAUCGUAAUGAUUACAUUACUGGAUCCCACUCUGAGGGUUGCCAUGCUGGCCAUGCGACAAUCUCGACCCCAUGCACUGCGUCUCUGGGAUGAUGGCAAAAAGUUACAUACUCGGCUGUUCAUCAGACUAGAUGGAUAGUAUAGUCGAUGGGGGACUCUAAAAUCCCCAGAAGUCAGAUCAUAGCCCCCGCAUAAAGUUUAUGCUUGGUUUUUUGCAAUUGGACAUUUGCCCGCGAUGAUGGAACGUUUUGAAUAUCGCCAUAUUUGAGGGUGCUGUUCUCCGCAAGGCUGUUAUGCACAUGGAUGUGUAUGGGAAAAGUUGGAAAGUCUUUUUCUCACACUACAAGUGUCUUAAAUUUCGUGUGGAUAUGUUCAGUUUUCUUUGAGUUACGGCUGUUCAAAAACGGUCACAGUGAUACCCUUCAUUCUGGAACUCUGCCACCCUCUCUAACUUUUUUGGUCAUUUUAAACAAAGAUUACUCUCCCUACACAUAGGUGAUACCCGGAAACAUAGCCUUAUUGGACAGGGAAUGUCCUCGACUGUACGCAGGAUAAAUCACAUGUUGAUGGAUUUAGUUUUGCUUGAGUUACGGUUGUUCAAAAUCGGCCAUAGGUUUUAACAGUCCAGCGGGUCACAGCAGUCAUACGGCCGCCUGAGGUGCAUUAUUUUCGGUUAUAGAAAUCCCAUGUUUACCGGUCCAUAUCUCGGGCUGUGUACAUGAUACAUACACAACCCUUAUGUCGUUGGAUAGCUCUUGACAUGCUCUACAAAGUUUCUGCUUGGUAUUUUGCAAUUGGACAUUUGCCCGCGAUGAUGGAACGUUUUGAAUAUCGCCAUAUUUGAGGGUGCUGUUCUCCGCGGGACUGUUAUGCACAAGGAUGUGUAUGGGCUCCUUAGAAAGGGCAUUUGUCACGCUACAAAUAUCUUAAAUUUCAUGUGGAUAUGUUUAGUAUUCUUUGAAUCAUUCCUUACUCACAGACUGAGAUAAUUUAGGUCAAAUUAGCCAAUUUUUGCCAGGUUCAGAAUU
This is a messenger RNA of Astyanax mexicanus (Mexican tetra), 4231 nucleotides long. RefSeq lists its product as uncharacterized. NCBI's taxonomy places the organism in Eukaryota, Metazoa, Chordata, Actinopteri, Characiformes, Acestrorhamphidae. The record is from RefSeq and is a predicted model, not a curated record. The coding region runs from base 43 to 2592 and encodes 849 amino acids. The transcript is spliced from 12 exons.